CAGUGCUUGCCUCGUAGCGGUCAUACUUUCAAAACAAAGAUGGCACAAAACGCUGGGCCAAAACUCUGAGCGCGGUGCCUACAUUGCGCGGGCCUGGUUCCUGGUUCCUCGCCGCUCACUUUCCGAGGAAAUUGGGACUGCGCCGAGUCAGUCCCGUCGGACCGGCGUACGGCAUGAUAGGUACCGACCACCGCCAUUCGGGCUCCCAAGCCGGCGGUGACGUGCGCACUCCUGUAUGUCCAAUCGAUGUUCGCCGUACGCGCCGCACGGCAUCGAAAUCCACGAACAGCCCCCGAGUGGUUCGUUCUCCGCGUAGCGACCGAACGAUGCGAGCUGAUGCAAUAGAGUUUUUGCAGUCGAGUCUAGUCGAGUCGUGUUUGCCGGUCUGGCACAGAUUAUUAAAUUAAACAGCGCCCCUGUGUUUGUCGAUCACUUUGACGGCAACUAACGCGGAAGACAUGACAUCGGGUGGCUGUGCGGGGUCUAGAGCGCCAUCGACCAACCUCUGAAAGUCACUUGACCAGCUUUGAGCCGCUCUGGACCUACAACGACCCGAAC
Molecule: messenger RNA, 558 nt
Organism: Mycena citricolor
Lineage: Eukaryota; Fungi; Basidiomycota; Agaricomycetes; Agaricales; Mycenaceae
Source: the annotation of a GenBank genome assembly